Molecule: messenger RNA, 2639 nt
Organism: Hypomesus transpacificus
Lineage: Eukaryota; Metazoa; Chordata; Actinopteri; Osmeriformes; Osmeridae
Product: protein TsetseEP
Exons: 10
Coding region: 188-1081 (297 amino acids)
Biological process (GO): positive regulation of neutrophil extravasation; homotypic cell-cell adhesion; T cell extravasation
Source: RefSeq, a predicted model, not a curated record
UAAAGUUGCCUCAAACAAAGACAGUCGGCGAGACGCAACCAAGGGAGCAUCACCGAGCAUCUGCAAACAUGAUAAUAUAGCUCAUCUUAACAACCCGCUGUAGAUCCCCGUUGCUGCUCAAAAAAUUAUUAUCAGUGAUCAGAGAAAAGGUAAACUCAGCCGAACAGAACCAGAACACUGUGUUCUCAUGAUGUCAUACCUGUGGAUUCUGCUGUUAGGGAGCCUGCUCAUCGGGGCUCAGUCGCAAGAAAUAUCUGAAGAACCUGCUGGGGACCUAGAAGCUGCAGAACCGGAGCCUGCAGCGGAGGAGGUACCUGCAGCUGCUGAGGAGACAGAGGCUGUAGAACCAGAAGCUACACCAGAAGAGGAACCUGCAGAGGCAGAGGAGACGGAGCCUGCAGGACCAGAAGACACACCAGAAGCAGAACCUGCAGAGGCAGAGGAGGCAGAGGAGACAGAGGUUGUAGAACCAGAAGCCACACCAGAAGCGGAAACUCCGGAGGCUGCACCAGAAGAGGAACCUGCAGGGCCAGAGGAGACAGAGGUUGUAGAACCAGAGGCUGGCGAGCCAGAGGCGGCAGAACCAGAUGCUGCAGCAGCGCCAGAGGAUGGUAAAACAGAGGGGGAUUCUGUAGAAACUGUGGGGGAAGAAGAGAUAGUCCCCGCAGAGGGGGAAAAGACAGAAGGGGAAGCAGCCCCAGAGGAGCCUGCCGCAGUUCCUGCUGAUCCCGAAACUGAAGCAGGUGACGGAGAUUUGAAUCUGGCAGAUGCUCUUGGGGCCGAGGAAGAAGAUGUGAAACCAGGCCGAAGCCGCAGCGGUGGUUCUGUGGCCCACACAGGAGAAGCCGCUUCAGAUGGUUCAGCCGAGGCUCAAGAGGCUAGCUCUGGUUCGGCGGUGGCGGGUAUUCUGAGUGCAGUGGGUGUGGCUCUGGUGGGAGCGAUCAGUGGAUACGUCGCCUAUCAGAAGAAGAAGCUCUGUUUCAAGAACAGAGGUGCAGCAGACCCAGAGAGCGCCAGGAAGCAGGAGGCUGAAGCACAGUCUGAUCCCCAGGUCCUCAGCAACCUCCUGAGCUCCUCCUAGACCCUGUGGCGGUCCAGACCAGCAGGACCGACGGGUGUUCCUUCGCUGAACCAGGCUGAAGCUCCACCUCAGCCUGAAUCUGGAUAGUUAGAAUACUGUGAGUUAGUGAGGCUGGAGGAGGGGGGCUGACCACCCCCACUCCUAACAAGCUGUAGGUGUGUGUGUGUGAGAGGUAUCAAUAGGAUAUCUGUCUGACAUCAGUCUGAUUCUGUUAAGUGUUGGGUUACAUUGUCUGUCCCCUAAACAGAGCUGAACUGUUUUUUUCCACUAAUUCCGCAAGGUUCUUUUCUUUUCUUUUGUUGUGCAAUCAAGGUACCUGUGAUAACUACAAUCACACUUGUCUAUAGUCAACUGUUCCUUUAGUGUCUGAUUUACAUUCAAUGAUUAGCCUGAGAGAUCAAAACACAAUAAUUACUUAAGAUUAUUUGGACCUUCAAUUUUAAAUACCCCUCUCACCUGCUAUGCUCUUAAUUGAAAGGGAAUAGUGCAAAGUUUUGAUGUCAGAUCUACAUGAAAUGAUGAGACAGUGAUGCACACGUCACUUCUAACUUAAAAACGUAAAGUUUGCAUUCGUUCGAAUCUCUGUUUAGCAGACUGAUGUCAGUUUAGCUGUGUUUGUGUUGGGUGUGGGCGGGGCUUAGGUAUCUUCACCGGGGUGUUUGUCUGGAAAUAUAGAAUGUACUGAACCUGUAGUAGUGGUGAUCUAGUCUGUGUCACAUUGUAAUGAUGUUCCUCCUCCAGUGCCUUAUCCUGGACACAGUCUGCCCAUGCAGGCUAGUGUACUCAUGCUUUACCAUGUCUGUCUGACUGUCACACGGGCCAGAAAACAGUUCUGACAAUGUGUGCCUAGAAUUGUCAAAUGUGUCACCUCAUACAUUUAUGUGACCGCAAUGCUGCAUCACCAUAGAGAUUGCAAAUAAACAAGUUUAUAAGAUUACACCAAGAUUGUUUGCUAGGGAUGUGUUAUGUACAUGUCCUCUCCCUGGAAGGUGUAGUAGGGCCAUUGGGCCUUCACCAGCUCUCUGCUUUUUGAUCCAUGAAGGCAACGCACAUAAGCUCAGUUCAGGGAGAAGGAUGUGAAUUGAGAGGUGGCAGGAAGUGAUUCAACAAGGCCACUGGAAAUGACCUGUAGGUCGUAGGUGUCAAAGCAGAUCAGCUCUUCUUUAUCAUUUAUUUUCCGUGGCUAUGAGCAUGAUACCAGGGAGGUCUGUUCACUUUAUCUUUCUCUAGCCCAGUAGCAGAGGGUGGUGGCAGACAAAGAAGAGUAAUUGACACAAACACACAACAUAAUUCACUGGUGAUUAAAUAAGAACUCUUUUGGAGAAGCACUUUCUUAUACGGUACACAUCUUGAGUAUAAUACAUAUUUAGAGAAUACAUGUUGACAUAUAGAGUUAUCCAUUUUUUCUUCUAUUUAAUGAAUCCCAUUGUUAUUGUGCAUUUUGAAUUUAUAUGUGUGUGAUUUAUAUCUCUUGGCACUUAUUGUUUCAUUUGUUUAAUUUCUUUUUGAAUUGUGUAAAUAACAUUGAAAAGGUGAAUAAAGAAGAUAUGAGAGGGGG